Molecule: messenger RNA, 995 nt
Organism: Cuscuta europaea
Lineage: Eukaryota; Viridiplantae; Streptophyta; Magnoliopsida; Solanales; Convolvulaceae
Source: the annotation of a GenBank genome assembly
GCAACCGCGGCCAAUUCCUCAAGGAAGCGGUUACAAAGAGAUGAAGUAUUAGCAACCACCGUCACCGCCACCGCCACCGCUGCGACUGACAGUAACAAGCUGAAGAGAAUUAUGCACCGGGAAAUCGAACGGCAGCGCCGCCAAGAAAUGGCCACCCUCUAUUCUUCUCUCCGUUCGCUCCUCCCUGUCGAAUAUGUAAAGGGCAAGCGUUCGACGUCGGAUCAUAUGCACGAGGCACUGAACUACAUAAAACAUAUGCAGAAAAGCAUUCAAGAAUUGGGACGGAAGAGAGACAGGUUAAAGGCGGCGGCAUCGUCGACGGCGGCGGGGACUUCGGGUUUCCAAGAUUUGGAGAAAAACGGAAGCUUGGAUAAGAAGAUCGUCACUGCGGGUUCCCGGAGUUUCGUAUCGGUUAGCCGUUGCCGGAACGGCAUUGAGGUUCUGAUCAGUUUUGACGGCGGCGGGAGGGGUCGGUUUCCACUGUCAAGAGUGCUACGGACGCUGGAAAACGGAGGUUUUGACGUCGUGAGCUGCCAUUCCUCCACGGUGGAUAAUAGGUUGCUUCAUCGGCUUCAGUCUGAGGUUUCUGAUGAGGAAGGCAUUGAUCUGCAAGCCUUGCAACAAAAACUAACUGAUGUUAUCAAUCUUUAGCAAACUCAAAGUUGUCUCAUUCUUAUCCAUGUUGCUUGCUAAUUUACAAGUUUGCAACAAGAGUAAAACUUGUAUUAUUAGGAGGGGUUUGUGGAGAUCUUUUUUGCAACAUACACAAUAAAUGUGAUAACAUUUGUCUAGUUUGUCAUACACAAGUAUAUCUUACUCUUUAGAUUUAUUGAUAACGAGUUCUCCUACCUUAAGACUAAUAAAUAAAUCAAUGUUUUGUUGUGGAGGCACUAGGGAGUGAAUUGAAGUCCUAAUAUAAUAAUACAUCAAUGUUACCAACUACCAAUAAAAAUGUUAUUUUGUUGACCCACCACAAUAUUUGUCUUUGCUUACGC